CCUAAGGGACUUUCCACACAGUCUUUAGUGUUAGUUCUGCUCUAAGUUCUGCAGAGUGAACAUCUCUGUUCUGUUUUAGGUUCUGUAGAAUUCGGAAGGAUUUUGAUUAAUGCCAAACAUGCCUGACUCUGAGACACCUUUAGUGACCGCGGCACCUUCAGGGCGCUCCAACAAGAAAGCACUGAAGGCCGCGGGACUGACCCUGCUGGCUUGUCUGCUGCUCGCUGGCCAGGCCAUAACUGGCUACCUGGUCGUGGGCCAGAGGGAUCAGAUCCAGGACCUGAACAAUCGCAUGCACAGGCUGAAGGAGAUCAGCAGGAAGACCGCAUCAGGCUCUGUUGUCCCCAUGAGGAUGCACCUGCCUAUGGCCUCCAUGCCUCUGCUCAGAAUGCCUGAAGAUCUUGCUGAUAAGAAGGACCCUGCCGCUUCUGAAGCACCCAAGGAUGCAUCCACCUUCCUCUCCGAGUGUCAGAUGGAGGCCCAGGGCCUGACCAACAGCAAGCUGCCAUCCUUCCGUCCUCAGUGCGACAGGGUGGGCGGCUACCUGCCUCAGCAGUGCUGGGAAACUGUGUGCUGGUGUGUGGAUGCAAACGGGAAGGAGAUCCCCAACUCCGUGGGGAAACCCAACUGCGCCAAUGGCAGCAUGAAGGUUACACAAGCAUUUGCUGCCCGUGGCCUGCUGCUCCAGCCCAUGGUUGAGAAGGUUGAGAAGGUUGAGGAUAACUGAAUCCUGAAAGAGGAAACAAAAGUGGUUGUCAAUUAUAACAUCUUUUUAAAGCUUUUUUAAGUGGUUUCCAACUGGGAAAAAUAUUAAGCUUCUGUUCUUUAUAUAUUUUAGAUAUUGUGUCCCAUUUAAUGUAAUUUUGAAAGAACUUGCAGAUUAAAAGUAGUUUGGCUAUGAUACGAUUAGGACAUAGCUUAAGGCUUCGCUGAGAACAUUUCCAGGUUUAAGCUUUUUUGUCUGUUAAUUAUAAAUCUAAGGCUGCACUGAUUGUUGUGGGACUGUAGUUUAAACAGAAUUUACUUCAUCUUCAUCUGCUAUUGAUUCACUGAAUUUUGCAGAACUUAUUUUCUGCGUAUUUUUAAAUAUAACUUUAUAUUUUCUUGUCAUUAAUUAGUAAUUAACUGCAGGAAGUGCAAUACUGUAUAUUCCUUAAUGAGAGACAAUAUUGAACAAAUAAAAACAACCACUAUAAAACA
Clupea harengus (Atlantic herring) is the source of this 1200-nucleotide messenger RNA. RefSeq names its product CD74 molecule, major histocompatibility complex, class II invariant chain b (gene cd74b). Gene Ontology annotation, biological process: intracellular protein transport; antigen processing and presentation; immune response. Lineage: Eukaryota; Metazoa; Chordata; Actinopteri; Clupeiformes; Clupeidae. Gene Ontology annotation, cellular component: membrane. The record is from RefSeq and is a predicted model, not a curated record. Gene Ontology annotation, molecular function: macrophage migration inhibitory factor binding; MHC class II protein binding.